AUGGAGCCUCAGCUAUGGUUAAACAGGGAAGAGUUUAGAGUUUAUAGAUAUGGAGUUGCGAAAGCCAUUGCUGAUAAUUCCUUUGUUCCUUCUGAUAUUCCUGAAGGAUGUGUUCCAAUCCACUUAAAUCUUGUGAUUACUUUGUUAGAGUGGAUGGAUGAUGCGGAGCUGUAUAUAUUGAAAGGUUAUGGAAAUUCACUAAACUAUAGAAUGGCGGUGCCUUUACUUAAAGAUGUUGUUGAAUCCAUGAAGCAAGCUAUUCAGGCUAAAGAAAAAAAACGAACUCCUGGAAGCUAUGAAAAGGAAAGACUUCGGUUUGCCCAUGCUAAAACUCUACUUCCUUUCUCAUGCUUGCUCGGUCUUUUUCUUGAAAGAUCUGGUGAGACUUUUAGACAUCAAUUUGAGCAAAUUCAAAAGGAGCAACGUGGGCGGCUCCCUCAAGUGCCUCCCCAGAAAAGAAAAUGGCGGGGGAGCACUAUGGUACCUUUUGCUAGUAACAACAUGUUGAUCCUCUAUAGUUGUCCGGCAACAGAGAAAUCCACCAGCAGCUACUUUGUGCAAGUUUUGCACAAUGAACAUCCCGUGCCAAUGCCAGCUUGUCACCAUUUUGAUUUCUGUGCAUUUGAAGUAUUCAGGGAAACGGUAUAUGGGCCUCAUGAGAAGCAUAAGUUUUAUACACUCUGUAAUGGGAAGGGAGAACACACAGGUGACUAA
Messenger RNA from Neltuma alba, 714 nucleotides. RefSeq names its product multiple inositol polyphosphate phosphatase 1-like. Gene Ontology annotation, molecular function: acid phosphatase activity; inositol phosphate phosphatase activity. NCBI's taxonomy places the organism in Eukaryota, Viridiplantae, Streptophyta, Magnoliopsida, Fabales, Fabaceae. The record is from RefSeq and is a predicted model, not a curated record. The transcript has 7 exons. The coding region runs from base 1 to 714 and encodes 237 amino acids.